AUGUAUUUGAAGAAAAAAAAGACAGAAAAAGAGAAAGUGAAUUACAAAACCCUAUAUGCUUCUUUUGUUAUUUAAAUAAAGAUAUUUAUGGAUAAUGAGACAGUUCUCAUCAAUUAAACAUUUUAAUAUAUUGUCAUAAUACUUUCAUCAUUUUAGUAAUUAAGCUUUGCUUUUGAGAAUUACUAUUUCUAAAAUACAGAGCAUAAUGGAUUCAAGAAUUUCUUUUUAGAAAUUUCAACAUUUACAAGACCUUAUGUAAUAUUGAUUAAAAAUUAUGCUGUUUUUUCAUUUAUUAUCCCAUUUGUACUUUUACUUUCAUAUGAGGCCAUUAUUUUCUAUAUUUUUAUAUGCUUUGCAAGAUGUAAAAAAUAAAAAAAAAUAUCUGAGAUUCUUUUAGAAUAAAAUAGAUUAUUUUAAAUUAUACUAAGAAUCUACUCUUAUAAAUAAGCAUUGUUAUACUACUUAAUUUUUAUACCUCAAUUAGAAUUAGUAACCUCUUCCAUUUAAUAUUAUUCAUAAGAUGAAUAUAUAAAUCUAUUGGCUUUACCAACGGCAGUUAUAUCUUUUAUUUUAAUCACUUUGAAUAUGCUUUUUUACUUAUUUUGCAUCCAAUAAUCUAAUCACAUAAAAGUGAGAAAUCUAAAUAUAUUAUCAUAAUCAUUUAAUCAUUAUUUAAAUCCAAUCUAUUAAAUUUUAAUUGUAUUUUUAAAUGAAUUUGAAAGGGAUGAUAAACAAUUAAAAUUUUACUUAAUUGUUAUUAUUUUAUUAAUUAAAUCAUCAUUUAAUAUUUAUAGUAUAUUUACAACAUUUUAAAACAUUUAUAGAAGAUGUAUAGUUGAAUUAUUCUCAGAAUGCUUUUAAUUUUCAAUGUCUCUAAUAUUGGUUUUUAUUGAAUUAUCAUAAUUUAAGUCUUAAUAUAAAGAUUAUGAGACUGGUUUAAUUUUGAUAAUUAUUCCACUUGCAACUUCAGUUCCACUAAUUAUCUAUAAUAAUCUUCAUUAUAGUAUUAUUUUAAAUAAUAAUCAAAUGAUGGCUAGUUAUUUAAUGUUAUACAAAAUUGCUUCGAUUAUUGAUGAAUUUGGAGAAAUCAAAAAUUCCUAUUUACAUGAUAAUUAAAAAAUUAUAUAAAUUAUCUAUUUUCAGUAAAUACAUUUAAAACAUUGUUCAACACCCAAAUGUUUGUGUACUCAACAAUAAUAAUUAACUUUUGAGUAAAUUAUAAAUCUAUAUUUAAAAGAUUAAGUUAAUAACUUUAAUUUAACAAUUAAUAAAAUUAAGCAAUAAUCAAAUAAAUAAUUAUAUUUUUUACACUAUUUAUCUUUGAUACAUUAUUUAGGAUUAAGUACAAGAGCAUUUUAAUAAUCAAAUCUUGUAGUUUAUCAAGAAAGUGAAAACUUGUAAAAUAUUAUAUAUUAUAUUAUUCUAGUUCAUCUUAAUUUAGCAAACUAUAAGUUGUUAAAGCUGGAAGUUAGAAAGCUGAAUCCAGUAAUAGUUUAGACUAAUAACAUAGUUCUUUAUAAAAAUCAAAGAUUGAUAGCAAACCUGAUGAAAUGAUUCACAUAAAGAUUUAGAAUAUGGGAUUUAUAUAUAAAUAAAGACUAAUUUUAAUUUAAGAAUUAAUAAAGAAGACAAUGAGUACUGGAUUAGGUAAAUAGAGCAAUUAAAUAUUAUCUGAUAAUCUUGAACAUGCUGUUAAAUUAUUUUUAAAAUCAGAAGAAAGCAAUAAAAAAUUAAAAAAUAAGAUCAUCAAAAUGAUUAAUAAAAAAAAGGAAUUCUUUAUUAAUUUAACUUUAUUAAAUUCUAAUUUAAAUUUAUUUAAUGCAGCUAAGUAAAUGAUUAUGAAAUUAACAUAACUUGAAGAUGAACUAUUAAAAUUAUAUUUCUAAUUCCCAAGUAUAUAUAUAUUAUAUAUUAUUUAAAAGGUAGAAAAAUGCAAGCACUCAAUACUUUUUAUUAGUCAGAAGUAAUGAAUAAUUAUUUUUAAGCAUACAAAUUAGCCACAAUAACUUCGAUAUCUGAUGAAAAACUAUUUAAAAUGUAAUCUUAAAUAAGUUUUGAUAUGUUUUCUAGUAAAUUAGAUUAUAUAAUUGUGGGAUUUGAUGAAAAAUCACAUAAAUUAUAAAUUAGACAAUGUUCCAAUUAAAUCCACGAAUUUUUUGGAUAUAAUUAGGAAAAAUUUAAAUUAUUUAAAACUAUCGAUCAUCUUCUACCUAAUAAUUUUGAUUCAAUCCAUUCAAAAUUUGUAUAACAUUUUUUAUCCUCUGGUUAUUCAAAAUUCUUUCGUUUAAUAAAUUAGAAUUACUGCAGAUUUUAAAAGAAAUUUAUUAAAUCUAUAGAUUUUUUUUUUGAUAUAAAUGUAAGUAAUUUAGAAGAUUUAACAUUUGCUUGUUUUUUCUAAAAUAAAGAUAGCUAAAAUGCUUUUAUGUUUUGUUGCAAUAAUAACAAAAUUUAAAGUAUAAGUAAAAACUUUGUGAAUAAAAUUGGUUAUCCAGUUAAGUUAAUUAAUUCAUUAAUGGAAACACUUAAUAAAUAACCAUUAUCAAAAGUCUUUCCUAAAUUGUAAAUGAUUAUGGAAAUGAAUGGCACUAAAUUUUCAAAUGAUAAUGAUGAUUUUGAAUAAGAUGUAAUGGAUUAUAGUGAAUAUUAAAUUCAUAUGAUUUUACCAGAGAUUGAUUGUUUGAUUAAAAAUUAAAAAUAUGAUUGGGACACAGAAUCAAAUUGUUAGUAGUUUGUUGUAGAAGCAGUAUUUCACUAUAGAAAAUUGAAGUAAGAUUCAUCAAGUAAUUAUGUUAUUGUAGAGAUAAGAGAAGCAAAAAGAUAUUAGAAAACAUUUAAUACUCCAUUGUAAACAGAAAAUAUUACUCCAACACCUGGAGCAUCUUAAACUUAAUUUUAAGAUGAUGAUUUUGAAGAUAUUGAAUUUUUUGAAUAGGAUGAAUUUUUAGCUAACAUACCAAGAGCUUUAGAAUUUGAAUAAUAAGAGAAUUAAAAUUAAAUUAUGAAUUUCGACCAAGAUUAAGAUUAAUCAGAAAGUGAUGCUUAAUUUGGAAGAAAAGUCUUUUAAAAUUAAAAAAAUUAAAAUUAAUCAUUUUAUCCAAAUGUUUCUUUGAUGAGUCCUAAAGAUGCAGGUUAAAAAUUGAUAGAUGCAAAAUUUAUUGAAGGAGGAUUAUAUGAAAAUAAUAGUAGAAGAAAUUAAAAUGCUAGAUAACAAUUUUUUUCAGCUGUUGAUUAAAAAGAUGUAUCAUCUAAUGCAGAAGAGGAAAGUAUAGAUGAAAAUGAUGAUGAAAUAAAAAAUUAAAAUUAAAUAGAUAAAUUAUAAUUAGAUGAUAUUGAUUAAGAGUUAUAAGAAAAUAUAAAAAUGUAAAUGUAAUUAGAAGAAUAGGAUCAAAAUGUUGUUUAGGUUGAUGAUAUGGGAUCUUAAGUAAGUUCAGUUGCAGCUUUUAAAAAGUCAAAAUAUUCUAAAAAAUAUGAUUUGAUUUAGAAAUUGAUUACUUCUGAAAAAUUCUCAAGAUAUUAUUAUUUAGCUAGAACAUUUUUAAUAGUAUUAUUUUUACUUUUUAUUGUAUUUUCAAUUGUUUAAAUAAUAUUUUCAUCUGAUGAUUUGAAUAGAUUUUUAUAAGAAUUAGAUAUGGUUUAAAUAAAAUCUAAUAUUGUUGCACCAAUUGAUAAUUACAUUGUUGCUUAAAAUGCUGUGAUGUUUUAUGCAAUAUUGAAUAUGAUUGGUAUGAUGAAUGCCUCAACAGCAGCUUUAAAAUUAGAAUAUGCAAAAAAUGAUAUAACAUAUAAUUAUGAAGAAUUAAAGUCUAGUUACAUAAAACAAUUAUCAAAUUAAUAUUUAAAUCCAUUUUUUAGGAUAAAAAUUUCACUAUAAUGUAAUCUGAAUAAACAACUACAUCAAAUAGAAAUGUAUCUGCAAGAGAGGCAAUCUACCUUUCUUUAGAAGCAGCUUAUUAAUUUGUAUUGUUGGAUUAUUUAAACAUUUUUACUUCCUUAGAUCCAACUUCAGGCUUUUUUGUUUAUUUAUUUGGAAAUUAUCAGACUUUUUAUGAUUAAUUAACAAUAGUAAAUUAGGAUAUGUUAUCUUAUUCUGUUUAAAGAUCUGUAACAGUUAAAGAAAAAUGGUUGUCAUUAAUGAUUCCAAUUUUGAUUAUAGGAUUUUUAUUAUUGUUAAUUGUUGUAAGAUUUCACAACUAAUAUUUAUAAUAAUAUGAUCAAUUUAUAUAACUGUUUUCAAUGUUAGAAAUAGUGUGGAUAUAAAGAGAUAUUGAUAGAUACAAAGGCAUAUCUGCUUUAGUAAUUAAAGAUUCAGAUGUUUUAUUUAAAUAUCAAUUUGAUAUUGAUUUGAAAGAGAAGUUCCUAGCUGCUGAAGAUAUAAGAAAAGAGAAAAUAGCUUAAAAUUAGAAAGGGCAUAAAUAGAAAUAAAAAGUCACAAAUCUAAACUUUAAUUAGAAAACUACAAAACUACCAUCUUUAAUAAUAUAUUCAACAAUAUAUGCUUUGUGUUUUGGAUUAUGUUUCAUAUCAACUUCUUUGGGGGAAUCAUAUUUUUCCAAAUAUCCAGAUACUACACAUUUCUUUAACACUUUGUGUGAUGUCAGUAUUGCAUCAACUGGUGUGUUUAGUUUAAGGUAAAUCAUAUAUGUAGUAUCAGAUAAAAAUUAAUAAGCCUUUUUUUUUAUCAAAGAUACUACCUAUUUUAUUUAAAUAUUUUUUGAACAUAUUGAUACUAUUAAUGAAUUUCUAGCAUAAAUGUCAGAAUUUGAUCCAUCUACUUUGAUAACAUCAGAGGCAUUUAUAAAUAAGAUAGAAUAACUAAUGUAAAAUGAUGUUUGUGAAUUUCUUCCAGAAGUAAAUAUUCAACUGAUAUUUGUAAUUAGUUUAAAAUAGAAAGUGCAUAAAUGCAUUGCGAUUCUGUCUAUGAUGGAGUUGUUAGAAGAGGUUUUCAACUAGCUUUAAAUACUGUAAGAAAUGAAUUACUAAAUGAAUACAAAAAUUCUUAAAACUUUAGUAUUUAAUAAUAUUCUCUUAAUGAACAACUUGAAAUAGGACUCAUAAAUUAUGAUGCUGUUUCUAAUAUCAAAUUACAAUUUUAAGAUGAAUUAGUUCAUUUUACUUAUAAUCUGAUUGAUUAAAUAUUGGUACAUAAUUUGAUAAAAUUUUAGAUUAUUAACAUUUGUGCAAUCAUUUUUUAUUUAAUUUCUAUUGGGAUGAUUUAUAAAGUUAUUACAUCAAUCUACUACCAAGAAUUUAAAUUGGUGCUUAAGUUUAUUUUACUUAUACCUUAGACUUCUUUGUUCUUAGAUAAUCAAUUAGAUAGAACUAUAAAAUAAAUAAUUAUUAAGCAUAAUUUAGCUUGA
Molecule: messenger RNA, 5357 nt
Organism: Paramecium pentaurelia
Lineage: Eukaryota; Ciliophora; Oligohymenophorea; Peniculida; Parameciidae
Source: the annotation of a GenBank genome assembly